Vanderwaltozyma polyspora DSM 70294 is the source of this 1461-nucleotide messenger RNA. It is a transcript of the gene CIN5, whose product is annotated as Cin5p. The transcript has a single exon. Gene Ontology annotation, molecular function: DNA-binding transcription activator activity, RNA polymerase II-specific; transcription cis-regulatory region binding. The record is from RefSeq and is a predicted model, not a curated record. The coding region runs from base 1 to 1461 and encodes 486 amino acids. Lineage: Eukaryota; Fungi; Ascomycota; Saccharomycetes; Saccharomycetales; Saccharomycetaceae. Gene Ontology annotation, cellular component: RNA polymerase II transcription regulator complex.
AUGACAGCAGAUCAAAACAAUAACGAAACUAAUAAUAAUACUACUGAAAAUAAUAUCAACAAUAAUACAACUAAUGAUUCAAUGGGAAAUGUUGUAUAUCCUUCAAAUUCAGUGACGUCAAUAAGAUCACAAUUUUAUCCUUUGCCAAAGAUGUCCUCACCGUCACCUAUAAGUAACAAUACUAAUAGUAAUACUACUACUACUACUAAUAAUUAUAAUAAUAAUAAUAAUAAUAGUCAUAAUAUCUCUGAUACACAUACAAUAAAUAUUAAUACUAACAACAAUAAUACUGUCAUGGACAAUAGUAUUAAUGCCAACGCUAAUGGUAAUACUGAUAGCACCCAUAUUAACACUACUACUAAUAAUACUAAUAAUACUAAUACCAAUACUACUAAUAAUAAUACUGAUAAUCAUAAUAAUAAUACUAACAGUAAUACUAUUAGUAAUACUAAUGUUCAAAGAACUAAUACUAGCAUCAAUUUGAAUACCAGUAAUUCAAGUAAUAAUUAUAUAUCUAAUGAAUCUAAUAAUACCACUGGCAUUAUUUACAAUACCAGUAGUUAUACAGCAUUGCCAUAUUUAAGUACUGCAGGUCCGGCCAAUAUGCAUCCAAAUACAUCAGCUAGUGCAUCUUCAACUACUACAUCCACUCCAGUCAUUGGUAAAUCUCAUAAUUUUAAUAUUCUUAAUAAAAAUAAUUCAGAAGCCAAGAGUGCCAAUAUUGUCAACGUCUCAAAUAAUGACGCGAUUCUACAUCAAGGUCAAAAUAGUAGUGCCAAUAACGCAAAAAUUAACUCAGGUUACUCUUCUUCAGGUCAAAUGAUUCAGUUGCCAGAUAAAGUAGUUAACCAACCCCAGCAACAGGUACAACCUCUUCCUCAUAGACCAAACAUUGCGAUGCCAGCACCAUAUUAUUAUCGUGGUUCACAACCUUUGCAUCAGGUAAAUUAUUACCAACCACUUCAACCACAUUUUCAACCCGUCCCACAACAAGAAAUGAUAGCUCAAUCUCAGCAAGAAAUGAUAGCUCAAUCUCAGCAAGAAUUGAUAGCUCAAUCUCAGCAAGAAUUGAUAGCUCAAUCUCAGCAAGAAAUGAUGGUAACACCUCAGCAACAACAAAUGACCUCUCAAUUAAAAUUCCAAGCAAUGCAGCAUUAUCAACAACAUCAACACAAUCCAAGUUUUGGACAAGAUCUGAUGGCACAUAAUGAUGGAGAGUCAGUAAAUGAGAAAGGUGAAUUAAUUGGGAAAUCUGGAAAGCCUUUAAGGAAUACUAAAAGAGCAGCUCAGAAUAGAAACGCACAGAAGGCAUUUAGACAAAGAAAGGAAAAGUACAUCAAAGACUUAGAAUUUAAAGCUAAAGAUUAUGACAAAUUAGCCAUUGAGAAUAAAAUGUUAAAAGAAAAGGUGGAAGAAUUACGAAAAAUGAUCAAGAGCCUUCAAGAAAAAAAUGUCAAAUGA